AUGUCUCUUACACCACAAAAGCUCCGUUUGGACAGCGGUCUUCUGGAACAGCUACAAGCAAGGUUCCCAUCAUAUAUACCUCCGAGCCCAUCGUCGCCAAUUGCAACAGGCAUGGCUGCACUUGAACGCCGGACGUCGAACAGGUCAGCGACUAGUCAAUAUAACAAAGCUGGCAGCCGAACCGCUUCACCUCUCCACGUGAACCAGACGAUAGAAACACCGUCAGGUAUCAGAAGUACAAAUUCAUCGCCUGGCCCUUUGUCUGGCAGCAGAAGAGUUCCUCCUCCGCCUUUGAAGACCAAGAUAAGGCCUCCGAGCGAGCUGUUCCUGCCCACGCCGAAAACAGCAAAGAGUGCUGGCUUCAGGUUCUCUACGAUCAUUCCUGAAGAUGGUGUGGCAAUCAAGUCAGAACCAGCAACACCAGAGACUCCAGUCUCAGCACCAUCAUUUUCGCCGCCUACACUAUCACCAGUAUCUGCUUCCAUCGCCGACGCCAUCAGUCGUGUCGAUGUAGGCGCGUCAGUUCAGAAUGCCAUCGAUAAUCUUAGCAAACCCGAAGCAAAUCGCUUUAUAUUCCCUCCAUUGCGAUCUUCGACUGCUCCGCCUGCGAGUUUGCGUCGGCAACCGAGUUUUGCGUCCAUCAAGUCAUCAAAAUCUUUGCCUCUACGAGCAAUAAGCACUCGUCUCGCUCGUAUGAGUCGCGCAGGAGGCGGCAGUUCUCGAGGUGCUGGAGUCAAUCCCAACAACCAACCCAAGAAACGAGGCUCACACUUUUCUGGCAUCGACAAGGAUAUCGCAGCAGACAGAAGAGUAAGCUUCAUGCUCGCAAGACACAAAUCCAACUUGGAAAGUGUGCUGGCAUCUCCUGUCGAGGAACAAACACCUGCCAGACCGGUGCUGCGCAAAGCUGCAACAAGUGUCAUGCCUUGGCGUAAAAAAAAGCGAGGUGAAACCAUGAGCAUGCUUCUUGACUCUGGCUUCUUUCCUGUUCAAGAAUUUAUUUACGAGAAGAACGAUACACCGCCAUCUUCGGCAACGCGUAGCCCAAGCAAGCGCAAUCAGCUCGCUCUAAACAUUCUCGUCAAAGACCUUCCAACCGAGCGUCCUUCUUCAAUCCUCAACACACCUACAAACUUUUAUCAGUCAGGCCGUAUAAGUCUGAGGAGGUCGACGCGCAGCAAUCAGCGUCGUUCGCUGGGUUCUCGACGCAGAAUCUUGACUGCGGCUUCCGUAUCGAGCUCACAAGGCUCACCACUGUCAAUCACGCACAACAAUGUCGUUGCACCUCUCCAAUCGCCAACAAGCCCAAUUAGUCCUAAGACUCCAUUGACGCCCACCAAAGCUCUUGCGGCACUGACAGCCGGCAUGCUCUUACCUCCGUCACCGGGCUCAGAUGGCAGCCUCAAGUCUGCUCUACCAUCACUAGGCAUCCUAGAAGUGAUUCCCGAGGACAAUGGCACUACUGCCAUUCACUCAACCACAUCUCCGAUCUCUCACAAUUCUAUACGAUCCAUCCCUGAAGCACCUGCCUUACCAGACGCCACAGGCAGCGAAAUCCACCUCAGCUCCGGCACAGUUCUCAUGGUCAAAACGCCUGGAACAACAGCCUGGCGCCGCUCAGUCUACAUCCAAGGACCAAUCAAACUACCCACUCCAGCUGUCGUGCCCAGAAAAGGUAGUAUCGCCACCCUCGAUCCUUUCCAAGAUGUGCUUAGCAACACUCCCAUCCCACGCCGCAAAUCCGAAGAUACAUGUCUAGACGACAUUUGCGAUUGGUACGAAACCUGGAACUACGAUGCUGUUUCCUUCGCUCACGAUGAGUUUGCUCUUGACACCGCUGCAAACUUGAUCAACGAAUACGCAUUGCUUCCAAUCGCCGAAGAACCCGAGGCUGUAGAUCGCACAGUACUAUCUCCCUCUCCAGCACCCCCACUAGCAAAACAAGUAGCAGCAGUGAUGCUCCGCCCGGACUCCACAGCCAUGAAGCCUCUCCCCCGAAUAAGCAUGCCCAUGGUUCCUCUGCCCGAACUCCCCAAAGCCACUUCUUCAAACACCAGCAGUGAGAACCUCACACGCCAAAAAGGACAUUCUAGGAACAGCAGCGGGAACCUUGCACAAAAUAAAGGACAUUCCAGAAACAGCAGUGGAGAGACUUCAUACAAAAGUGCUUCGUCGGAUCCGAUUCAGCGUACUGAUAGUAGAGGAAGCGGUUUCAGUGGUGUGAGUUCUGCGGAGGAAAAGAGUUGGUUCGAGAGUGAUGGGAAGGUGAAGGCAAAGAGGGGAAGUUUGCAGGAAGGAGGGGAGCAACAAUUGAAGCAGAAACCAGCGAGGAUGAGUAGGAUGAGGAGAUUUGUGCAGACUGCUAGUGCGAUCUUGUGA
This is a messenger RNA of Aureobasidium namibiae CBS 147.97, 2379 nucleotides long. RefSeq lists its product as uncharacterized. Lineage: Eukaryota; Fungi; Ascomycota; Dothideomycetes; Dothideales; Saccotheciaceae. The coding region runs from base 1 to 2379 and encodes 792 amino acids. The record is from RefSeq and is a predicted model, not a curated record. The transcript has a single exon.